This is a messenger RNA of Dromiciops gliroides (monito del monte), 2341 nucleotides long. It is a transcript of the gene CAT, whose product is annotated as catalase. NCBI's taxonomy places the organism in Eukaryota, Metazoa, Chordata, Mammalia, Microbiotheria, Microbiotheriidae. The transcript is spliced from 13 exons. The coding region runs from base 91 to 1674 and encodes 527 amino acids. Gene Ontology annotation, biological process: response to hydrogen peroxide; hydrogen peroxide catabolic process. Gene Ontology annotation, cellular component: peroxisome; cytoplasm; mitochondrion. The record is from RefSeq and is a predicted model, not a curated record. Gene Ontology annotation, molecular function: catalase activity; heme binding.
GUCUGCCAGACUGCGGGGCAGAGCGCUGAGUGCCGCCACCCACUUCGGACCGUGUUUGCCUUUGCUGCCCGCUGCACCAGCUCCCGCGCCAUGGGGGAAAGCCGAGACAAAGCCACCGACCAGAUGAAGCACUGGAAGGAGCAGAGAAGCUCACAGAAACCUGAUACCAUUACUACGGGAGCUGGUGUCCCUGUAGGAGACAAACUUAAUAUUCUGAGUGUCGGACCUCGGGGGCCUCUUCUGGUUCAAGAUGUGGUCUUCACUGAUGAAAUGGCUCACUUUGACCGGGAGAGAAUUCCCGAGAGAGUUGUUCAUGCUAAAGGAGCAGGAGCAUUUGGAUAUUUUGAAGUCACUCAUGACAUUACCAGAUAUUCCAAGGCAAAGGUGUUUGAGCAUAUUGGGAAGAGGACUCCAAUUGCUGUUAGAUUCUCUACAGUUGCUGGGGAAUCUGGAUCAGCGGACACUGUCCGUGACCCUCGGGGCUUCGCCGUGAAAUUCUACACUGAAGAGGGGAACUGGGAUCUUACAGGAAAUAACACCCCCAUCUUCUUUAUCAGGGAUCCACUGCUGUUUCCAUCCUUUAUUCAUAGUCAGAAGAGGAACCCUCAAACCCACCUUAAAGAUCCCGACAUGGUUUGGGACUUCUGGAGUCUUCGCCCCGAAUCCUUGCAUCAGAUUACUUUCUUGUUCAGUGAGCGAGGGAUUCCUGACGGCCAUCGUCACAUGAAUGGAUAUGGAUCCCACACCUUCAAACUGGUUAAUGCCAAGGGAGAAGCAGUUUACUGCAAGUUCCAUUAUAAGACUGACCAAGGAAUCAAAAAUCUUUCUGUCGAAGAGGCUGGGAGACUUGCUCGGGAGGAUCCUGAUUACGGCCUGCGGGAUCUCUUCAAUGCCAUUGCUUCGGGCAACUACCCAACCUGGACAUUUUACAUCCAGGUCAUGACCUUCGAGCAAGCAGAAGCAUUUCCAUUUAACCCAUUUGACCUCACAAAGAUUUGGCCUCACAGAGAUUUUCCUCUUAUCCCAGUCGGUAAACUGGUCUUAAACAGGAACCCUGGGAAUUAUUUCGCGGAAGUGGAACAAAUAGCCUUUGACCCGAGUAACAUGCCACCGGGCAUUGAGCCGAGCCCCGAUAAAAUGCUGCAGGGCCGUCUUUUUGCAUAUCCUGAUACUCACCGCCACCGUCUAGGAGCCAACUAUCUUCAUAUACCUGUGAACUGUCCUUACCGAGCUCGAGUGGCCAACUACCAAAGAGAUGGACCCAUGUGCAUGUUUGACAACCAAGGUGGGGCUCCCAAUUACUACCCCAACAGCUUUGGGGCUCCUCAGGAUUAUCCCCCUGCUCUGGAGCAACGCUUUCGGACCUCGGGCGAUGUGCAGCGCUACAACAGCGCCAACGAAGACAACGUCACCCAGGUGAGGACAUUCUACACCACCGUGCUGAACGAGGAGCAGCGUCAGCACCUGUGUGAGAACAUCGCGGGGCACCUGAAGGACGCCCAGCUUUUCAUCCAGAAGAAGGCCGUAAAAAACUUCAGUGAUGUUCACAGCGACUAUGGAUCCCGGGUCCAGGCGCUCCUGGAUAAAUACAAUGCAGAGGGACAGAAGAAUGUGCUUCGAACCUAUUCCCAGUCUGCACCUCAUUUGGCUGCAAAGGAAAAAUCGAAUCUCUAAAGUUAUCGGGAGGAUCUUUUCUCAGCUAAAGAACUGCAUCACAGAUGAAGCUUCAAGAGGUUAAUGCCUACGGUCAGUUGCCACACGAUACGACACAUCUGUAUGCUAACUGAGUCUAUGAAAAGGCCUGGUUUUCUACAAAUAUUCACAUUUUGCAAUGAAUAAUGCUUAUUGCCCAUUAAUACUUCGGACCCAGGUUUGUUACUUGGGGAAAAUAAUUUUUCAUGUUUAUGUUGAAAAUGAAGCUUAAUACAGUGCCUUUGAAAAAGUGUGUCUGGUACUGACAACUGAUUUCAUGUGACAUGACUAGAAGAAAAUUAUUUAGUGGAAUUAUCAAUUUAUCUGAUAAAAAUGAUCUUAUAAAAUUGAUAUUCUCAUCUCAUCUCACUGCCUCUUAGAUAAGAAGAGGAAUUGUUUUCUGGAUGAAUCUUUUUUUUUUUUAAAGAAUCUGUUUUCCUAUAGGGAAAACCUUUUCUGGAGCACCUUUUUCAGGAAAUUAUUCUGCCAUCAUCAUGUAUGUUUGGUUCAGUGUUUCUGCUUGGAAAUUGUCAUUUUCUAGCUCUUUUUUUACCUUAAAAUUAUGUUUGUAUUAAUGCAGUAUUGAUUUUGAAAACCAGAUUGAUUUGUAAUCAUAUUUGCAUUUUACAGUAAAAUAAUCUUCAAUUAA